AUGCAAAGCCUAGCCUCUCAAUUUGACGACAGCAACUCCAAGGUCAAGUGUGGAGAUACAUCGAAGAAAUUCUUUGUGACCCCGGGAGUUGACGGCAAUGAUGCCGAGAUCGAGAUUGCGACAGGCAGGGUAGUGGCUCAACGUGACGGGAAGGAAUCCAUCAUGAUGGACCCGUUUCUGGAUUAUAUCCCAUACCAGCGCCUCAUCAGUCAAGCUCAAAGCAUCAACACUUUCUGUCCGAAUCUGGCCUAUUGCCCUUUGCGAGUGAAAUAUCACAUCUGCCAGCGCAGCCAGGGUUCUACACAAGUGCUGCCCGCAUGGACCCCUGAGCCCCUCGAUGCCGUGCGGAAGACAUUUGCGGCUAAAGUCAAGGAUUGGGAAGCCAGUGAAGCCUGCAAACAGCUCAGAGACUGCCUAGAAACCGCUCACAUUCCCGGUCCGAUUAAGAAAAUCGUCGCCUUUGCUUGCUCGACAAUUGCAAGCCGACCGGUGUGGCCUGCCUCCAUCGCGCAGCACUGCUUGAUUCUCACCCUCAGAGACUUCUUCAGCAAAGCCGGCAGCGUGAAAGCUCCGCGUAAUAUCCAAUGUUUUGCCCAGGAUUCUACAUACACGCAAGUCGAUCGCGAUGUUCUGAAAGAGAAAGGCAUUCACGUCUUGGACGACCCAAGAGCAUUCCUCGAAGUGGAUGACUCGACCAUCGUCUUGUCCUUUUCGCCCGACAUUCCCGUCCGUCAAAUCAUCACAGAUCUCGCUCGACCAGCUGCUCUUUUGUGGGAUCAGGUCCACACUCAGGGGGGGAUGGCGUCAGAUACGUAA
Diaporthe amygdali is the source of this 816-nucleotide messenger RNA. RefSeq lists its product as uncharacterized. The transcript has 2 exons. The record is from RefSeq and is a predicted model, not a curated record. NCBI's taxonomy places the organism in Eukaryota, Fungi, Ascomycota, Sordariomycetes, Diaporthales, Diaporthaceae. The coding region runs from base 1 to 816 and encodes 271 amino acids.